Molecule: messenger RNA, 1323 nt
Organism: Megalops cyprinoides (Indo-Pacific tarpon)
Lineage: Eukaryota; Metazoa; Chordata; Actinopteri; Elopiformes; Megalopidae
Gene: nek2
Product: NIMA-related kinase 2
Exons: 9
Coding region: 1-1323 (440 amino acids)
Biological process (GO): protein phosphorylation
Molecular function (GO): ATP binding; protein kinase activity
Source: RefSeq, a predicted model, not a curated record
AUGCCUCCCCGGGUAGAAGAUUAUGAAGUGCUGUAUACCAUAGGAUCUGGAUCUUACGGAAAAUGUCAGAAAAUAAGAAGGAAGUCUGAUGGAAAGAUUUUAGUUUGGAAAGAGCUGGAUUAUGGGACCAUGGCAGAAUCUGAGAAGCAGAUGUUGGUGUCCGAGGUGAAUCUCCUGCGUGAACUCAAGCACCCCAAUAUUGUGAGAUACUACGACCGCAUCAUAGACCGAACCAACACCACGCUAUACAUUGUCAUGGAAUACUGUGAGGGUGGCGACCUCUCCAGCCUCAUCACCAGGUGCAUUAAAGAAAGGCGCUACCUGGAUGAGGAGUUCAUCCUGCGCGUUCUGGCGCAGCUGUCGCUGGCGUUGAAAGAAUGUCACCGGCGGAGCGACGGUGGGCACACGGUUCUGCACCGCGACCUCAAGCCCGCCAACAUCUUCCUCGACAUCAAGCAAAACGUCAAGCUGGGAGAUUUCGGUCUGGCCAGAAUCCUUAACCAUGACACCAGCUUCGCCAAGACAUUCGUUGGAACUCCAUACUACAUGUCUCCGGAACAAAUGAAUCGCACGUCCUACAAUGAGAAAUCAGAUAUUUGGUCCUUGGGAUGUUUAGUGUAUGAGCUCUGUGCCCUGUCGCCCCCAUUCACAGCUUAUAAUCAAAAAGAGCUGGCUGAAAAAAUCCGGGAAGGAAAAUUCAGGCGGAUUCCUUAUCGGUACUCAGAGGAGCUGAAUACACUUUUAUCCAAAAUGCUGAAUUUAAAGGACUACCUAAGGCCUUCGGUUGAGUCAAUUGUACAGAGCAGCCUAAUAGCCAAUAUGGUGGAAGAAGAGCAGAGGAAGGCCCAGUGGCGGUGCCAACGGAGGUCUGCAGAGCAAGAACGACCAAGGCCCACAGACACUGCAGCGGAGCUCAGACUGAAGGAGCAGCAGCUGCAGGAGCGAGAGAAAGCCCUGAAGGAGCGCGAGCAGAGACUAGAGCAGAGGGAGCAGGAGCUUUGUGCUCGGGAAAGGUUAUCAGACGAGAAGCUUACGAGAGCUGAGAGUUUGAUGAAGGCUUAUAACCUGAUGAAACAGCAGAAGAUCCUAACUCCGCUGUAUUCCAACGAAAUAGAUGAGACAGAGGAGAACACUUCUCCAGGGAAGAAGAAGGUUCAUUUCGCUGGUGACAGCAAGGAAAACCAGAAACCUGAGCGGCACCUAAAGGUCAAGAGUCAGGACCUGAAGAAGAGGCUCCAGGCAGCCAACAUACGUGCCCAGGCACUGAGCGAGAUGGAGAGAAACUACCAGCUCAAGAGCAGACAGAUGCUGGGCCUCCGAUGA